This is a messenger RNA of Rattus norvegicus (Norway rat), 8784 nucleotides long. Lineage: Eukaryota; Metazoa; Chordata; Mammalia; Rodentia; Muridae. The record is from RefSeq and is a predicted model, not a curated record.
UGGAUUUUAUUAUCACCGGACAGAAAAUAACCCCCAACUGGGAAGAAGGUUUUGUCCUAGCUGGCUUCACUUUGAGUGGAGGGCCAGGCAAUCCAGGGGAACCAGACUUACUAGUAGGCUGAGGCUGCCUACCAGAGGGGAUGUGAGGAAAAAGGUUGGAAAUGGUGAACUGUGGGUACCUGCCUUGAGUGGGUAGACCGGUUGAAACAGGAAGCUCUAAGCCUGUUAGGUAUGGAGCUGGGGAAUCAAGAGGGAAGGAAGCCUGGAGACUCCGAGGAAUCCGCCAGGGCUGGGGUUCCUAGGAAUGCUGAUAUGGUACAAGAACCAGAAGUUCCAGAAGAUGUAGCUGUGGGGGGAGCCCCUGAAGAGGCCACAAGGAGGGUGGAGGGGCCUGGAGUCUCCCCGAAUGUGCACAUAUUAAGUGACCCAGAGGGGGCAAGAAGAGUCUUCAGGUAUGUAGACAGUGGGAAAAUCUCUGAGGAGGACCAAAUGGAAAACGCGGAGGAGAGAAGAGAAACAGUGGAGACAAUACUGCAAGUCCAGGAGUCCGAAACUGGGGAGGAAUCUGAGGUGUCUGAAAAGAUCAGUGAGGAGAUCCCUGAGGGGAGCUCACCAGCAAGGCCGAAGAAGAGGAAGUAUGGCCAGCACAGCCUGGAGGAGCAACUGGGCUGGCAGCAAGAUCAGAGAAGGGAUUUAGGCCAGCCUAGCCAGGGUGAGGAGCAGUACUUAGAGCCCAGUGUGGAGGGGACAGAGCAGGGCUCUCACUCAAAGACAAUGAAGCCCAAGAGUUUAACUGCCAGUCUGCUGAAACGCCGCAAGAGUCAGGGCAAGUACCGCCUGGAGAGGAAGCCCAGCUUGCUGAACCGACCUGAGUCUUCAGCUCCGGGCACCUUGUCCUCGGCUCCUGGCCCGUCCAUGGCGCCUCGCCAGUCCCUGACACCUCUCCCGUCCCUGGCACUUCGCUCGACCCUAGCUCACCGCGCGGACUUUGCUUUACGCUCCUCCCAGCCUCCCCGGGUGUCACUACCGUUUCGGGCGUCUGUGGUGCCUCCGGUGCCUCUGGGUCUGGAGUCGCACAAUUCGGGCACCUUGAGGAAGGAGAGCUCCGGCUACAUACUGGAGUCGGAUCAGAAAAGCAGGCGGCAGACCAUACGCUUCAGCCUCCUCCCCAAGUCAUCUCGCCGCCUGUCACAGCGGUCCGCAGGCACCUGUGUCUCGCUCAUCAGUGCUUACAACGAGCUGGCAAAGCUGGGCGACCCCGACCUGCUGGAGAUGGUGGAGCAGGAAGGCUUAAAAGUUAAAGAAAUAGACUAUGCUCUCCAAAGGAGUGAGAGCCUGGGCGGCAAAGAGACCAGCUUCCUCAUCCCUGAAGACUCACAGCCACUGCCCGAGAAGCGGUUCAAUUUGUUCCUGAGGAGGCGUCUCAUGUUUCAGAGGAGCGAACAAAGCAAAGACUCAGUCUUCUUCAGAGAUGGAAUCCGGCAGAUUGACUUCGUCCUGUCCUACGUGGAAGAUGUAAAGAAAGACGGAGAGCUGAAGGCAGAAAGAAGACAAACGUUUGAACAAAAUCUCAGAAAAACAGGUCUUGAGUUGGAAAUAGAAGACAAAAUGAAUUCUGAAGAUGGGAAAACCUAUUUUGUGAAGAUCCACGCUCCGUGGGAAGUCCUGGUCACUUAUGCUGAAGUGCUGGGAAUCAAGAUGCCUAUUAAGUUGAGUGACAUCCCACGGCCAAAGUACUCACCCCUGUCUUACAUGCUUGGACCUGUGAAGCUCCCAUUGGGCGUGAAGUACCCCAAACCUGAGUAUUUCACUGCCCAGUUCAGCAGACAUCGUCAGGAGCUCUUCCUCAUCGAAGAUGAGGCCACUUUCUUUCCAUCCUCAACAAGGAACAGAAUUGUUUACUAUAUUCUGUCACGAUGCCCUUUUGGAGAAGAAGAGGGAAAGAAAAAGAUUGGGAUUGAAAGACUGCUGAACACGAACACUUAUUUAUCUGCCUACCCGCUCCAUGAUGGCCAGUAUUGGAGGCCAUCAAAAACUUCUCGAAUCAAUGAAAGGUACGUCCUUUGCAAGAACUGGGCUCGAUUUUCCUACUUUUACAAGGAGCAACCUUUUGAUUUGAUUCGGAAUUAUUAUGGAGAAAAAAUCGGUAUCUAUUUUGUAUUUCUCGGGUAUUACACAGAAAUGCUGUUGUUUGCGGCUCUGGUUGGCUUAGCCUGCUUCAUCUACGGCUUGUUAUCAAUGGAAAGUAACCAAACUAGCAUUGAAAUCUGUGACCCUAACAUUGGCGGUCAGAUGAUCAUGUGCCCACUCUGUGAUGAAGUGUGUGACUACUGGAGACUUAACACCACGUGUUUGCAUUCAAAGUUCUCCCAUCUGUUUGAUAAUGAGUCGACUGUGUUCUUUGCGAUCUUCAUGGGGAUCUGGGUCACACUGUUUCUGGAGUUUUGGAAACAGCGUCAGGCCAGGCUUGAGUAUGAGUGGGAUCUGGUGGACUUUGAAGAAGAACAGCAGCAACUCCAGUUGCGGCCUGAAUUUGAAGCUAUGUGUAAACACAAGAAGAUGAAUCCUGUGACACAGGAGAUGGAGCCACAUAUGCCUCUGUGCCAUCGCAUCCCCUGGUACUUUGUGUCAGGGACCACAGUGACCUUUGGGAUGGCCCUCCUCCUCAGCAGUAUGGUGUCCAUUAUCGUGUACCGCCUAUCAGUCUUUGCCAUUUUUGCCAGCUUCAUGGAAAGUGAAGCCACCCUGCAGAGCGUGAAGCGCUUCUUCACCCCGCAGCUGGCCACUGCUCUCUCUGCAUCCUGCCUGAACUGCCUUGUCAUCUUGAUACUGAAUUUUUUUUAUGAGAAGAUAUCUGCCUGGAUUACAAAAAUGGAAAUACCUCGAACUCACCAGGAGUAUGAGAGCAGCCUCACUCUGAAGAUGUUUCUCUUCCAGUUUGUGAACUAUUACUCAUCUUGCUUCUAUGUGGCCUUCUUUAAAGGGAAAUUCGUGGGAUAUCCUGGAAGGUACACAUAUAUGUUCAACCUAUGGAGAAGUGAAGAGUGCGGUCCUCCAGGCUGUCUGAUAGAGCUGACCACCCAGCUCACCAUCAUCAUGAUUGGGAAACAGAUUUUUGGAAACAUCCAUGAAGCCUGUCAACCCUUGAUUUUUAAUUGGUGGAGACGCCGAAGAACCCGGACCCACUCUGAGAAACUGUACAGUCGUUGGGAGCAAGAUCAUGACCUUCAGGUUUAUGGACAUCGUGGGCUGUUCUAUGAGUACUUGGAAACAGUUAUGCAGUUUGGGUUUGUCACGCUGUUUGUGGCCUCUUUUCCCCUGGCACCCCUGUUUGCUCUCAUGAACAACAUCAUGGGAAUCCGAGUGGAUGCCUGGAAACUGACAACUCAGUACAGGAGACCUGUCGCUGCGAAAGCUCACUCCAUAGGUGUCUGGCAAGACAUUCUUUACGGAAUGGCCAUCCUUUCUGUUGCAACUAAUGCCUUCAUUGUCUCAUUCACAUCUGACAUCAUCCCCCGGUUAGUUUACUUCUAUGCCUACUCAAAGAAUUCCACAGAGCCCUUGAGUGGAUACAUCAAUAACAGCCUGUCAGUGUUCCUGAUAGCUGACUUUCCCAACCACACAGUGCCCAUGGAGAAAAAAGACUUCGUCACCUGCAGGUACAGAGAUUAUAGGUACCCUCCUGAUCACAAGGGCAAGUAUGGCCAUAACAUGCAAUUCUGGCAUGUCCUUGCCGCCAAGAUGACCUUCAUCAUAGUAAUGGAACACAUUGUGUUUCUGUUUAAAUUUUUAUUGGCCUGGAUGAUACCAGAUGUUCCUAAAGACGUCGCGGAGAAAAUCAAACGAGAAAAGUUAAUGACUGUCAAAAUAAUCCAUGACUUUGAGCUCAACAAGUUGAAAGAAAACUUGGACGUUGAAUAUGGUAACAUCAUGAAGAAUAUGUCAGUAAACAAUAAAUCCCUGAAGGCCAAAACUUCAGUCUAAUCCACACACAGGUGGAGAAGCUUUAUGCACUUUCUCUGUCCACGGUUGCCUCUGCUUUUUGGGCUGGAUGCUGGAAGCCAUGUAGCCAUUUGUUUUUCUUUCCUUCUUUUAUUUUUAACUCAGUGUCUUUAUGCACUUCAAUAGAGACUGGCAGUGUGCUCUCAGAAGAGAAUGUAGGCUGGCACCAUCCACUGGGUGAUUCCAGGACCCUCCGGGGUCCUAUAAACAGUUAUAGGCGGAGCCUGUGGAUUCGGCAUACGGGACAUCAUGGAUUGUUGCUACCUAGAUGAAACCAUGACCUGGGGGACCAGGUGCUCUGUCACUACCCAGGGCAACUGUACAUCUCUACCGUCAACUCUUGAGUGUUUCCUGUCUCCCACCAGACAAGAAAAGGAUUGUUUCAAAGAGAAAACUAAGCAAAGAGAUCCACCAAGUCACAAAACAUCUGCUGUUGUAAAAUGCACAAAUGAAAGCGAAAAUCAGAAGUCUUGGGAAAUCUCACCUACUAACAAACACUGGGUAAAAAUGAUAGGAGCAGUGUGCACUUAAUGAUGUCAGGUGAAAGGUAGCUUCAAUCAGAAUCCCAGAUAGCCUUUCCUAAAAGUUGAAUUCCUUUCCCUAUGAGACUAAAUGAAUUUUUAUAAAAGAGAGUCAAAAGGCUCUUAAAGGUAGUGUUUCCAUUCUGUUGACUGCUUUCAACAUCAUGGUGGCUGCAGGUCUCGUAAGUGCAGGUAUUGUGUGAAGUCAGCGUGUCUUCUUAAGCGUUAAAGAAUUCAAGACAACACAUAGAGAUUAACUCAUUUGAUUAUAAAGUGGAACUUUUUAAAUUUCUCUGAAAUGCUGAUUUUUGCAUCAUGAAGCCUUUUUGAGCUCUAUCCAUUUGUAGAAGUUGGGCACAGUUUACAAAAUGUGACUCUUUUUGCUCUAAACAAACUCUAAACCUUGUAAGUUUACAGUCUUUUCGUGGGCUACACAGCCCUUCAACAUCUAGUGCCUUCUUUCUAUGCCCUUGACAUAUGAACAAUUGUCUAAAUGACUGUUGAUUUGACAUGAUACAACAUUUCAGAUGUCAACUUGUCUUCUCUUAGAGAAACUGUCAGUGUUGUGAGCACAGAGUUUAUCACCAAAACAUAAUCAACAACAUGAGAAGGUGAUAGGUAGGAAAAAGUCUAUUUGUUAAAUGAUCCCUUCCACACUUUUGGCUAUGUGGAUAUACCUCGAUUCUUGUCAUUGGUUCAGUUAAUACGGUACCACACAUGUGUCUGCAUAUAACUUACUACUGGACUGGGAGACAUAGUCCAGCUACAGUAUAGUCGAAUCUUCAGAUUUAAAUUAGAAUUCAGCUAUAGAGGAGUAUUUUUUAAAAUCACAUACAUACAAAAAAUUUGAUCACAAGAUUUUUUAAAAGUAGUGUUUGCUUACCAAUAACACGAUUUCACAGCAUAGCUGAUAUCACAGUAUUAACUACUGAUAGACAUUAAGUAUCUAAAACUAGGGAUUAUGGAUAUUAUAAAAAUGAUAAAAGAGUUAGCACAUCACAUUAUUGACAAUGUUGAUUUGUCACAUACUAGGUAGAUUUGGAAACAUGUUUGGGUCACUUGAAAUUAUUUCAUAAUUGAGAGAUAAUUUUGUUCUGUGGAGAUGGUCAACAUAAGACAACCAGUCAUCUUGAGGAUGAUUCUAUCCACAGGUGAGGUUCUUGUAGCCUAUCAAAUCACACUGUCACCACUGUGCUUGUCACACACACAGUGUACAUUGCCUUCUUCAUGGUGCUAUUUUUUUAAAGGAAGAUUGUAGGUCUUCUUUUGUUUUAUUUUUGUGGCUUGAAAAUAUUAUGAAGCUAGACUGGGAGAUAAGGCCAAAGAUGACUUGCAAAGCUGCCCCACACACUGCAGGUUCAAAAUCUGCAAUGCAAGCACUGAAUAUCCAGAGUAAUGGUAGAAACGAACAAAGCUGGACUUUAUCCUACAGCAAACACAUCCGAAGCUUUAUCUGCAUCUUCACUUUCAAGUGCAUUGUCAGAUACAUCACAUUGGCCUUGUGAUUUCCCACUGAGCACUUUCCUUUGCUUUCAUGACUCUGAGAAACUAGAGUCCCUUUCUGGAAAGUCUGUUAGCCAAAAUCAGGUGUAGUUUGUUCCAGCAGAAUUGCUUCGCUUCCACCGCCACAUUGGUUGAUGUAGCAAUGUUAAGCUAGCUGCGACAGACACCUGAUGUAUGCUGGGCCAGGAUGUGUUAAUACCUCAAUCAAACAGUUAGGCUUCAAUGCUAAAGCCCCAAACCGCACAACUCAUUUCAAAGUCGUCAUCAUCUUCAUUGAUUCUUUUACACAAAACCCAAAAUCCUUCACGCCACUUACUUUAGGCAUCAAAAGAAGGGGGGCUGUCAUUAAAUGAAAUGGUCUGAAUUUGGCAGUGUUUCUGGACUCCUGGAUUCCACACCCUUCCCGCCCUUUCAUCGUCAAGAGGAAAGACAGAUCUGUUUCCUCUGAAUAUCAUGUGGGAUUCUUUGGGAUACAGCUGUGGGUAAGAAUAGACAAAUCUCUCCUCACUGCUAUGCCAGUUAGUAAGGGUGAAAUAAUAUCUGGAGAAAUUCCAGGUUGACAAUUAGUGUGUGUCAAAAGAAAGCCUUUACUUGCAGAUUGUGUUUGUAGAGUCAUUGACUCUGCGCUCCAGCAAUAAUGGCACUGGCCAUUCAAAAAGAUAACUCAUUACUUCGGACAAACCUCUCAUAGUUAUUAUGUAAUUGAAUGAUGCCAUGAAGGGAGGCAUUGGAUUGCCAGACUUUGGACUCUGCCACAAGGAAUCAAUAGAACUAUCGUGUUACUAUUCUUGCAAUUUGAAUGUACUUUUCUGUAUAGUAAUUAAAGUAUGUCAGUUAUUUCAGCACUUUGUAAAUGUUAAUGACAACGUUUAAAACAUAAGGUAUAGUGUGGUCUAAACCGUGCGAGAUACAAGUGCCCAUUCCUCUAAAUAUGUCAUUGGAUGCAGGCUGCAGCUCUCCUGAUAUGAGAUGCUGUGUCCUGAGGUUAACUCUGGGUUUACAAGCUUGCUCUUUCCUCCCGCCCUUUUCCCCUCCAUUCCACCCCAUUCUUGCUUCCAUCCUUUUUCUUUGCCUCCCUCCCUCCCUCUCUUUCUCUUUCCUUCCUUCCCUUUUCCUUCCUGUAUUUCCUUCUGUUCUCUCCUAAAAGGAGGACGUGGGUAUUCAGAAAAAGUGGUCUUUAGUUAUAGACUUCAAAAGCCAAAUGACUCAGUGAGUAAAGUAGCAAAUAAUUUCAAAUAUGUUGACACAAAUAUCCUUUUCAUUUCUCUCCAUUUCAUUAUUUAAUAACUUCCCUAUACUACAGCUUUUUCCUUCUCCCCGUCUAUUUAUCCUUCCAAACUUUGAGGGCUUUGUUUUUUAAACCAUUUUAGUUCAUUUAGUGCUGUCUGUAUCAGCUUGAGUUUAGAGCUAAUUUCUUAAAUGAAGAACUUUUGAGAAGGUUUUUCAUGAGAUAUGUUGUUUUUCAGACACUUCUGAGCACAGCCAGACACAGGGUUAGCUCAGAAUGUCACUGUAUCACCCUGAAAGGGCAGAGUCAAUUAGGAGUAGCUUAAUGGGUCUAGAGAAAUUGCUGUAAGCACUUUGACAGAGACUGCCAAACAGGCAGCCUGGCCUACCUUGAGUUGCACAAAGUCACUUAGGAUCAGGGCAGCCAAGCCUCCACAGCUGCUCUAGUCCUGUCCCUCCUAUCACAUCCAGAGACUCUCAGUUGGAUAGAUUUAUACCUCUAGUUCCCACUUAUUAAAGAUAUUAUAUUCACUACAUUCAACCAAUAUACUUUUAAGGCCAGAAUGCUCAGAAGUCAAAUGAUUGCACCACAUCCUCAGUACAUUAUAGGUUGAUCAUAGGAUCAUACAGGAUGUAAAUGAUGAAGCAAAAUUCUAAAUAUUAUGGGGAAGGCAUUUCCUUUGAAAUUACAGUCUGGGAUAAAAUGUGCCAUCAGGCAUGGGCGUGAAACAGCGGAGCUCCUGAAUAGUGAGUGGCCUUGUGUCUUCUAUUGCUUAUGUCAAUCUGCAACCAAGUUCCACUGAUGGGAGUGCAGGGCUCAGCAGGAGGGGACAUAGGGGAGAAAAGAGAGCAAACAAACUCGGUGGAUUGUAUGUUCGUCAUAUCAUGCUGAUCUUCAAGAAUAGUCACAAAAAGAAACCUUAGCUGCUUUGCUGCCAUCUGCCAUUUUGGCAAGUAAGAUCUGGUUACAUUUUUCAUCUUUGUGACAAAAUACCCAACCAAUGCAUAUUACGGAAGGUGGGAUUUAUUUGGGCUCACUGCCUGAGGAUUUGGCUUAUCAUCAUGGGGAAAACAUGGCAACAGAGCAUGAGGACAGCUGGUUUCAUUGCAUCUGUAAUCAGGAGGCAUGAAUACUGGUUUAUUCAGUUGGGAAAUCCAGCCAAUAUGAUGAUGCCACACAUAUCCAAGGAAGGUACCUUCCCGCCCAGCUAAACGUACCUGGAAACACCCAGACGUGUGUUUCUAGUAGCGAUUCUAAGACCAGUCGAAUUGACAGGAUUAACCAUCUCAGACCUUAUAGGAAAAGAUUUCUUGAACAAACAGGCACAGGCCACAGCUAUCCCUAAGCUUAGGAAGGUUAUAAACCACACAAAAAGCAUGUUCAACAAACUAGAUGUAGUUUACUUCCAUAAAGUGCUCCCAGUAAUUGAAAAACAACAACCUCUUCUAACUCACAUUCUGAACAACUUAAAUGUCUGAUCGUGUACAAUCUCAAAACCAAACACAACCAAUAAACUUCAAAGAACUAAAA